Prosopis cineraria is the source of this 1386-nucleotide messenger RNA. Its product is annotated as receptor-like protein EIX2. Lineage: Eukaryota; Viridiplantae; Streptophyta; Magnoliopsida; Fabales; Fabaceae. The record is from RefSeq and is a predicted model, not a curated record. Gene Ontology annotation, molecular function: protein binding. The coding region runs from base 1 to 1386 and encodes 461 amino acids. The transcript has a single exon.
AUGGCAUCCUGCAACAUAGGCACGGAGUUUCCACAAUGGCUUCAAAACCAAGAGAGAAUAUUGGUCUUGGAUUUAUCCAAUAACAGUAUUAGGGGAACAAUGCCGAAAAACAUUGGGGAUCAAAAUAUGGAGUUAAGAGUGUUAAAUCUUAGGCAUAAUCUUAUAGAAGGUUCAAUGCCAAGCUCUUUGUGCAAUUUAGAGAAGUUGUUCACUCUAGGACUAUCAUGUAACAGACUUUCUGGUGAAAUUUCCAAUUGUUGGAGCAAUGCUAGUCAAAUUUGGGUAAUAGAUCUUUCAUCUAAUAAGCUGUUAGGCACUAUUCCAAGCACAUUCUGGAAUUUAUCUGAAAUGUGGUGGUUAGGUUUGAGCAACAAUUUACAUGGGGAUCUUCAACAAGUCUUACAAAGACAUUCAGAAUUAAAAGUCUUGGACCUUGGUGAGAACCAUUUUACUGCAAAGAUACCUUCCUGGAUAGACAAUGAGGGAUUGCCACAACUUCACAUUCUAAGGAUGUCACAAAAUUUGUUAUCCGGUGAUAUUCCACCUUCCCUUUGCAAGCUCCAAAGAUUGGGAAUCUUGAAUCUUUUAUUUUCUAAUUUGUCAAGUUCAAUCCCUUCUUGCAUUUGCAAUCUUAAUACAACCAAAGAUUUCAGCUUAUUUUACGGUACCUUUUAUAUAGAUGAUGUAAUUGCCAAAAUAACAAUGGACGAGGGUGUUGAACAAGUUUUGAAAGGAUUGCAACAAGAAUACACUUCAAAUUUGAGGUAUUUGACAAAUAUUGACUUGUCAAAUAACAAUUUGAAGGCUCCAAUUCCAGAAGGUUUAACUUGUCUCUCGAAUUUGAUUGGCUUGAACUUAUCACACAAUAAAUUUUCAGGAAAGAUCCCAAGCAAGAUAGCAAACAUGAAGUCAUUAGAAUCCACUGAUCUAUCAAGCAACCAACUUUUUGUUCCUAUUCCCAGCAACAUGUUCGCCAUGACUUCAUUGAGUUUUUUAAAUUUAUCAAACAAAAAUUUUUCAGGACCUAUUCCUAAAGGGGCUCAAUUCUCUACCUUUAGUCCAUCUUCUUAUAAUGGCAAUCCAUAUCUUUGCGGAGAUCUUCAAGGAAAAGCAUGUCCUAGGAUUGGGAUAACCCACCCUCCUUCCAAUCUUAGCUUUCAUGAAGAGGAUGAUAACAAAAGAAAAGAAAAGGUGUUAUUUUACUUUGUGAUAGCAUUGGGAUUCAUCACAGGAUUCUGGGUAGUUAUUGGAUUUUUUUUGCUCAACAAAAAACGGAGACAUGCUUCCUUCAGACAUGUGGAUAACUUUGUUGACUUCAUGUAUGUGGAAAUUCAUAUCAGGAAGGCAAGAUUCAAGAACAAGAGCAGGAACCUGGUUGAUCAUUAA